AUGGACGAUGGUUGCCCACUGUGGAUGUGGCGCGGCUCUGUGGAAGUUGACGCCCCCCAGACGGAGCUGCUCCAACGGCUGCUGAGGGAGCAGGAGCUGUGGGAAAGAAAUCUGCACAAGGCCGCUGUCAUCCAGACCUUGUCCAAGGACACUGAAGUCUACCACUAUCUCCUCCAGGGCCUGGGCUGCUGGCCCCCACAGGAGCAUCUGCUGCUCAGGACCUGGCAGGCAGACCCAUCCUCCGGCCCUCUGUACCUGUCCUCUGUAUCCACUGAGCAUCCUAAAGUGCUGUCGGAGGGGAUUAGGGCCCACGUCCACUCCUGUCUCUUCCUGCUGGAGCCCACAGGAGCCAGGAAGACCCGACUGACACACCUCUGUCGAACAGAUACCAGGGGCCGGUCUCAGGAGUGGCACAGCAAAGUGAGCGGACAUCUUCUGGCCUCCAGUCUCCUGGCGAUCAGGGACUCCUUUAAAGAAAUACACAAGGAGACCAAAGUAUGAGUCAAUGCAGGAAUGGGAGCUGAGGAU
Epinephelus moara (kelp grouper) is the source of this 528-nucleotide messenger RNA. RefSeq names its product stAR-related lipid transfer protein 13-like. The record is from RefSeq and is a predicted model, not a curated record. Lineage: Eukaryota; Metazoa; Chordata; Actinopteri; Perciformes; Serranidae. The transcript is spliced from 3 exons. Bases 1 to 501 code for a protein of 166 amino acids. Gene Ontology annotation, biological process: actin cytoskeleton organization; regulation of Rho protein signal transduction. Gene Ontology annotation, molecular function: GTPase activator activity; lipid binding.